Nicotiana tabacum (common tobacco) is the source of this 609-nucleotide messenger RNA. NCBI's taxonomy places the organism in Eukaryota, Viridiplantae, Streptophyta, Magnoliopsida, Solanales, Solanaceae. The record is from RefSeq and is a predicted model, not a curated record.
AUGUCCAGGCCCGCCAAGCCGCCUUAUCCCGCUCGCACCAUCAACAUGAUUAUUGGGGGCAGUGACGACGCCUCCAUCAACGACAUCAAGUUCAUCGCCACUCACAAACUCAAGAGAUGGAUCACUUAUGAACAGUAUGAUGGCCUCGAAGAGAGUAUCAUCUUCGAUAAGUCAGAUGCCGACAAUUUGACUUUCCCUUACAAUGACACAUUUGCCAUCACUUUACAAAUUCUUGAUACUCAUGUUAGGAGAAUUACGGUGGACGACAGAAGUAGAGCAUGCAUUAUUUAUCCACGUGUCCUCAUACACAUGCGCCUUGAGGAUAAGAUAGUGUCGCACUGCAUUACACUAACCGGUUUUAACAAUGCAGUUGAACGAACUUUGGGCGAGAUCACACUCCCCAUCCUCACUAGCGGGGUGAUGCUGGAGACCACGUUCCACAUGAUGGAUCAGAACAUAGCGUACAACGCUAUCGUAGGUCGACCACCCCAUGAGGGCAGUCCCCUCCAACCUAUACUAAGUGAUCAAGUUCUUAACCCUCUGGGAAAUAUUCAACAUACGAGGGAAACAACACAUAUCCCGAGAAUACUAUCGGAUCGCCCUGGAUAG